Pungitius pungitius (ninespine stickleback) is the source of this 6534-nucleotide messenger RNA. RefSeq names its product mitogen-activated protein kinase kinase kinase 5 (gene map3k5). The coding region runs from base 567 to 4700 and encodes 1377 amino acids. Gene Ontology annotation, biological process: protein phosphorylation; MAPK cascade; cellular response to stress. Gene Ontology annotation, molecular function: ATP binding; MAP kinase kinase kinase activity. NCBI's taxonomy places the organism in Eukaryota, Metazoa, Chordata, Actinopteri, Perciformes, Gasterosteidae. The record is from RefSeq and is a predicted model, not a curated record. The transcript is spliced from 30 exons.
UCCACAUAUGGUCUCCGUGUGCCCGCUGCUCGUGUCUCUCCGCCCAGUGCGUGAGUGUGGAUGAUAACAGUGGAAACUGGGCAGGGUCCGACACGUGACGCGCCGCCGCGAUCCUUUAAACUGCGCUUGGACUUGGAGUUCGCGUGACAUUUUCUUUCCCUCCGUCAGCGGGCCGGUACCGGAGGUGUUGCACAACUUUGGGAACUACGCGGUUGUUGUUGUUGUUGUUGUUGUGAGGACGCGAGGAGGGGGACGGCGCGACGUUUGGCUGGUUUUUUUUUCCUCUCCACGGAAUUCAGUAUCGUGAGCGCGGCGGCAACCGCGUGUUUGCGUCCCGGCGGCGCGCGACCACAGUCAACAUGCGUGGAUUGACGUGUGGCCCGAUGCCUCCCACGCACCCCGCUCUCCCGUGUUGAAGCGCAGAAAGGCUUCGCGCGUCUCGCCCGUGCCGAGGCGCAACCGUGGGUCACCGCCGCGCGUGAGGCUGGCUCUCCAUGGGGGGACUGGCGGAGAAACCCGCUCAUUGCGACCCGCUCUUUUGAGACAGCGAGACCGUGAAACCCACGAUGAGUCAAUACCACGACGGGAUAUCCCUGCCGGUGCCCUGUUUCGGAGUUUGCCCCAGCAGGGACAGCCAGGGCGGGGAGAGCCGCGGCGGUAGCGGCGGUAGCGGCGGCGGCGGCGGAGGACUCUUCGUUGUCCCCGCAGCCGGGACUUUCUGGCAGGACUCGGUGGUCUGCAGCCCGACCCCGGCGGGCGAUCCGAUGGAUGGCGGCGGCUUGCUGUCCGUCGGCAAGGCGUGCAAAAGCAGGCCGGUGACGGUGGCCUACGUGGUGAACGGAGAGGCGAGCCAGCAGAACAACGCCGAGAGCCUGGCCCUGCAGUGCCUGAAGGACGCGUGCGACGCGGCGGGCAGCCGGCUGGAGACGGCCAACUUUGGGAAACUGGACUUCGGGGAGACCACGGUGCUGGACAGCUUCUACAAUGCAGACAUCGCCGUGGUGGAGAUGACUGAUGCCUUCCGCCAGCCCUCGCUCUUCUACCACCUGGGAGUCAGAGAGAGCUUCAGCAUGGCCAACAACAUCAUCCUGUACUGCGACACCAACUCCGACUCCCUCCAGUCCCUGCAGGAGAUCAUUUGCCAGAAGAACACUACGUGCUCCGCCAACUACACCUUCAUCCCGUACAUGGUGACGCCGCACAACAAGGUGUACUGCUGCGAGGGCAGCCUGAUGAAGGGCCUGACGGAGCUCAUGCAGCCCAGCUUCGAGAUGCUGUUGGGGCCCAUCUGCAUGCCGCUGCUCGACCGCUUCAUCCAGGUGCUCAAAGUGUCCCAGGCCAACUCCCACCAGUAUUUCCGAGAGACGAUCCUGAACGAGAUCCGCAAGGCUCGGGAGCUGUACACCGGCGCCGAGCUGGCCGCCGAGCUGAGCCGCAUCCAACAGCGGCUGGACAACGUGGAGUGCCUUUCGGUCGACAUCGUCAUCAACCUGCUGCUGACAUACAGGGACAUCCAGGAUUACGAGUCCAUCGUGAAGCUGGUGGAGACUCUGGAGAAGCUGCCGACCUUUGACCCCAUGGCCCAUCCGCAUGUGAAGUUCCACUACGCCUUUGCACUGAAUCGGAGGAACCUGCCCGGCGACAGGCAGAGGGCUCUGGACAUCAUGCUGCCGCUGGUGAAGGACGAGGAGCAGGCGGCCUCGGACAUCUACUGCCUGGUGGGGCGGAUCUACAAGGACAAGUUCCUGGAGUCUCACUUCACGGACACGGCGAGCAGAGACAGCGGCACACACUGGUUCAAGAAAGGCUUCGAGUCAGAGCCGACACUACACUCUGGGAUCAACUACGCCGUCCUGCUCCUGGCAGCCGGACACCAGUUCGACGCGUCUUUUGAACUCCGCAAAGUGGGAGUGAAGCUGAGCAGCCUUCUGGGGAAAAAAGGCAGCCUGGACAAGCUGCAGAGCUACUGGGACGUGGGCUUCUUCCUGGGCGCCAGCAUCCUGGCCUGCGACAACACCCGGGUCAUCCAGGCCUCGGAGAAGCUCUUCAAACUCCGAGCCCCCAUCUGGUAUCUGGGCUCUCUGGUGGAGACCAUCCUGAUCUACCAGCAGUUUAAGAAACCCGGCGUGGAGCAGCCGGCGCCCAAGCAGGAGCUGGUGGACUUCUGGAUGGACUUCCUGGUGGAGGCCACCAAGAAAGACGUCUCCUCUGUCCGAUUUCCUGUGUUGAUAUUAGAGCCCACUAAAGUGUACCAGCCUUCGUAUUUGUCCAUAAACAAAGACGUGGACGACAACACGGUGUCUAUCUGGCACGUCGCUCCUGAUGACAAGCAAAAGGGGAUUCACGAGUGGAACUUCAGCGCCACGUCAGUACGAGGUGUCAGCAUCUCCAAGUUUGACGAGCGCAGUGCCUUCCUGUACGUGCUGCACAAUGCAGAGGACUUCCAGAUCUAUUUCUGCACAGAGAUGCACUGUAAAAGAUUCUGCGAUCUGGUCAACAGCAUAGCAGAGGAGGCCUGGAAGGGUCCCGAGGAGGGAGACUGUGACAGUGACGCCUUAGAGUACGACUACGAGUACGACGAGCACGGGGACAGGGUGGUUCUGGGAAAAGGCACAUUCGGCGUGGUGUACGCGGGCCGAGACCUCAGCAACCAGGUCCGACUGGCCAUCAAGGAGAUCCCAGAGAGAGACAGCAGGUACUCUCAGCCGCUCCACGAAGAGAUCGCUCUUCACAAGCACCUGAAGCACAAGAACAUCGUCCAGUACCUGGGCUCCAUCAGUGAGAACGGCUUCAUAAAGAUCUUCAUGGAGCAGGUGCCCGGGGGGAGUCUUUCGGCACUGCUGAGGUCCAAGUGGGGCCCGCUGAAGAACAACGAGCACACCAUCGGCUUCUACACACGGCAGAUCUUGGAAGGCCUCAAAUACCUGCACGAGAACCAGAUAGCGCACAGAGACAUCAAGGGCGACAACGUCCUCAUCAACACCUACAGCGGCGUGCUGAAGAUCUCCGAUUUCGGCACAUCCAAGAGGUUGGCUGGGAUCAAUCCCUGCACGGAGACUUUCACAGGCACAUUGCAGUACAUGGCUCCGGAAAUCAUUGACAAGGGUCCUCGAGGCUACGGCAAGCCAGCGGACAUCUGGUCUCUGGGCUGCACCAUCAUAGAGAUGGCAACUGGGAAACCACCCUUCUAUGAACUGGGAGAGCCGCAGGCCGCCAUGUUCAAGGUGGGCAUGUUUAAGAUCCACCCGGAGAUCCCGGACUCCAUGUCGCUGGAGGCCAAAGCCUUCAUCCUGCGCUGCUUCGAGCCGGACCCGGACCACCGCGCCACCGCCCUGGACCUGCUCACCGACGAGUUCCUCACCGUCACCAGCCGCAGGAAGAAGGGCAAGAACAGCUUCACAGCUCUGUCACCAGGGACCGAGUACCUGCGCAGUAUCUCCCUGCCGGUGCCGGUGGUGGUGGAGGACACCAGCAGCAGCAGCGAGUACGGCUCCGUCUCCCCUGACAACGACCUCAACACCAACCCCUUCAUAUUCAAACCCAGCGUCAAGUGCUACAGCGAGAGGGAUGUCAAGGGGCCCAGGUCCCUCUUCCUCAGCAUUCCGGUCGAGAACUUUGAGGACCACAGCGCGCCGCCGUCCCCCGAUGAGAAGGACUCGGGCUUCUUCAUGCUCCGCAAGGACAGCGAGAGACGAGCCACACUGCACCAAAUCCUGACGGAGGACCGGGACAAGGUGGUGUCCAACCUGAUGGAGGCCCUCAAUCAGGGCUCCGAAGUAUCGAAGCUGAAGCCUCAGCACAUCUCCACCCUCGUGGUCAGCCUGGCCGACUUUGUGCGCAUGGCGGACAGGAAAAUCAUUGCCAACACGUUGUCUCAGCUCAAGCUGGAGCUGGACUUUGAAAGCACCGCCAUCAGUCAGCUGCAGGUCGUGCUGUUCGGCUUCCAGGACGCCGUAAACAAAGUGCUACGAAACCACAACAUCAAGCCCCACUGGAUGUUCGCUCUGGACAACAUCGCCCGCAAAGCCGUGCAGACGGCCAUCACCAUCCUGGUGCCAGAGCUGAGGCCUCACUUCAGCCUGGCCUCCGAGAGCGACGCGGCCGAGCAGGAGGACGCCGACGACGACGGCGGCGGCGGCGAGCCGGAGGGAAGCUCCGCCCACCCAAGCCGGGCGCCCGCCGCCGUCGCCGCGGCCGCGGCUCACGACGACACCGUGGCCACCUCCGGAGUCAGCACGCUCAGCUCCACCGGCUCGCGCGAGUCCCACAAUGCGCAGCGCUCCGUGAGCAUGGAGCUGGGCCGGAUGAAGCUCGAGACCAACAGGCUGAUGGAGCAGCUGCUAGAGAAGGAGAGGGAGUAUCAGGCCAUCCUGCAACAGGUGCUGGUGGAGCGAGAGCAGGAGAUCAAACUACUGAAGCUGCGAACUGAGCCCACAGCAGACGUCCCGCCAUCGUCAGGUGUCCCCGAGGGACCGAGGAGUCCACCUGCAGAGAGACUCGAGGACUCAGAGGUGACCAGCUGGCUCCGGCUGUACGGCGCCGACCAGGACUCCGUGGACCGAAUACUGAACGAGGAGUACACGCUGAACAACAUCCUCCACGAUGUGACAAGAGACGAUCUGAAGGGUUUAAGACUGAGAGGCGGGAUCCUUUGUCAACUAUGGAAGGCCAUCACAGAUUACAGACAGAAGCCAACCUGAGGCCUUAAGUCAACGACCACCACUCAGAAAAAAGCCCAAACCUUCGUCUCAACUGCUCGGUUUUCUCCUCAUACCUCAGUAUUUGUAAGAGCGGGGAAGGAGAAGGAGCCUGGAUGGCUGUGCGUGCAGAGCAGCUCACACACUCACACGCUCUUUGACCGGCCUCAUCAGAGUGUUUGCCCUUUGGAGAGCAUCAAUUACUGAGAAGUGCCACUAGUUUUGCUAUGUCUGAUGGACGUCACACAGCUUUUUGUUACAGGUGCGCUAAAAGAAUUAUAACUCGUGAGAACAUCUAUUGUUAAAAUGUUAAAAGCUGUCAAAACAUGUUUCUCCUGUCUUUACAAGAUGUAAUGUUUACAAAAUUAGAGACUUAACUGUUUUCUAAUACAAGCCUGAGAUACAAAAUACUACAUUCAAAUUCUGUUUUAAUGUUUUUAUCAAAGGUCUCUUAUCACUACUUUAUUUAAGUGUCUUAAUCUUAAUUUAAUUGCCAUGGUAAUCUGAAGGGCACCCUUGUUUUUUUUAUCGAUACUGAGACUUAUUUAAAUAGUUUUUCUCUCAUUUCCUUUUAUAAUACAAACCUGCAUUUUUAUUUUUCAUAAAUGUGUAAAUAUUGUGUUAUAGAAUUAUAUGUGAAUGACAUUUCUGUACUUUUAAAAUCACAUCGAUAAACAUAAUUAAAUUGCCACGAGAAUUGGGCCACGUCUGUAAUGAACACAUGAUAAAUGAACUGUAUAGCAUUGUAUUUUCUAGUGUCAGAAAUCUUGGGAUAUACAAUAUUCAGUAAGUAAUUUAUAUUACAUUAAAUGGUUUGCUCUGUUUUCAUUUUUUUUUGUACACUGACAAAAUUGUGCUUAUCCUCUUGUAGAUGUGACCAGCAAUCAGGUGUAUGUUGUAAUGCUAUUAUCUCCCAAAGAGCCUUGACCUUCUGAUGUCCAAAAUGGGGAACAUAUUCAUGAACAGUGUGUUCGUUUUGUUUUAUAUUUAACAUUAUUCACGAUUUUUGUGUCAUAAUAAAAUAAAAUAUUGAAACUGUGAAAGAAAUGUAUAUUUUUUUUUAUUUAAAGAAGAGUCUGGGUGCAAAGGUUUAUCUCUACUUAUAUAAGUUACAGCACUAAUUGAAAUAUUAGUGACCUCUGGAGCUUAAUCAUUUUUAUAAUUUCUCCAUUUGCAUUUAAGGUUAUAUUUCCAUUUUAAUACCACGAAUUGGAAAAAUAGUUUUACUUUAUUUUUUUAGAUAAAAUGGAAAGUCGCAUUAUCUUUAGUAAAUACACGGCUGUGCACAAAUACUGUAUGAGGCAAAAAGAGGUUCCUGUCACGUCAUAAAUGGCACACAAUAACCUGAAAAGGUACCAGUUUGGCCGCCAAACGCAUUUAAAUAUUUCAGAGUAGCAAAUUGCUUUAAUUCCACAACAUUUCAAAAGAAACGAUGUAGCUUUCACAGUGUAACGGACUGUUGUUGUCAUGUUCUUGGGCGGCGUUGCACUUUACAGAGUUUUGAGAAGUUCAGUGAAGAGCGCACUGAAUGCUCUGUCCGACUGUUACGUCACUCAUCUUAGUGCCACCUAUGGGGAUGUGUUGUGGUGAUGUUGGAGGAUGGGGUUAAGUGAGAGGACGCGGGAAUUGUUGUUGUUUUGGAGAGCGAUUGUGUGUUUUUGUUCGGCGCCGACAGUAGCCUGUUUCUCUACAAUAAAAUCAGAAGAUGAGCACAUUGUCCAGAGCUUUAUUAGCGAGAGUCGCUACAAUACUUUGACUUAAUCUUAUGGACAAUUCAAUGUGCAACUAUUAAAAUCACGUUCUAAUGUAGAUGAAGGGCCUCACAUGAACGAAAACA